CUGUCUGACCACUUCCUCCUCCUCCGUCAAAACAAACAGCGUAUCGUGACAGAUCGUCAGCUAUAACAGAAAGCUUCACCGGUCUUUUUUCUCACCGCCGAUCUACCAAACCAAAGUGUCAGUGUGUCUCCUGUCCGUUAGACAGGCCGUCUCAAUGAAUCACAGAGGACACAAAACACCGCGGUCACCAUGGAUGCGUACGAUUUGUUUACGAGUUGCAAAAAAGGCGACAUCUGUCGAGUCAGAUACCUCGUUGAACAGAGAGAUGUUGACCUCAAUGUAAGAGAUAACUGGGACAGCACCCCUUUGUAUUAUGCUUGUCUCUGCGGUCACGAGGAGCUGGUCCAGUAUUUGUUGGCUAGUGGUGCCAAGUGUGAAGCCAACACGUUUGAUGGCGAACGGUGUAUGUACGGGUCCCUGACUGACUCUGUUCGACGCCUCCUCAAGGAUUAUAAAUGCGUCAGUGCACGUGCUAUGCAGCGAGAGGAUUUUAGCUACUUUCUGCACACGUUAUUGGAACAAGGUUACUACAGUGAUGUGACGUUCCUGGUUCAUGGACAGACAUUUCCAGCUCACCGCUGUGUCCUCAGUGUACGUUCAGCGUACUUUUCAGUGAUGUUUGAGACCAAAUGGAAAGGAAAGAAUUUGAUCACCCUCAAACACCCUCUGAUUAACCCUGCAGCCUUUGGUGCCAUUCUGCAGUAUUUCUAUACAGGACGUAUGGAUAUUGACGUUAGUCUUGUGGAGGACUGCAGACGACUCGCCAAACAGUGCAAAAUGGCAGAUCUCAUCGAUGAACUGGAGAAUAAAUGUAAACAGGUGUAUGAAUUUGUGUCCAACAAACCGGGAAUCUGUGUGAAAGUGUUGACCCUAGAGCCUCACAGCUGUCAGCUUCAGGAGGACAUGGCUCAGCUGGCGAAUUCUGCACUUCCCACGGAGCUGGAAGUUGGUUUUGGAGCACUUCCUUUUCACAGAACUGACAGUUUAAAUGUUUACCCUGAUAUCUGCUUCAGAGUCGAUGGUUACAAUUUCUUAUGCCAUAAGGUAUUUUUCUGUGGACGCAGCGAUUACUUCAGAGCCUUACUGGAGGAUCACUUCAGUGAGGGAGAGACGCUGCAGUCACAGCCCAGCACACCAGUGCUUACCCUGCACAACAUCUCACACGAAAUCUUUAUCCACAUCCUUUAUUACAUCUACAGCGACGACACAGAGUUAACCAUGGAGUGCGUGUUCGACGUGCUGUGUGUUGCUGACAUGUACUUGUUACCUGGCCUGAAGCGUCUGUGUGGGAAGACGCUCGCCAACGCUAUAAGCGAGGACAGCGUUCUGCACAUGAGGAAGAUGGCCAGACUCUUCCGACUCUCUCGGCUGGAGGAUCAGUGCACAGAGUUCAUGGCCAAAAUCAUUGAGCGCCUAGUGGAGAAGGCUGAGUUUGCUGAGAUGAUCAAAGAGGACGCCGCGUCAGUGGAGGAACGGCAGGAGACAGACUCCGUCCCACUGGUGGAUGACAUCCGUUACCACAUUUACAGUAACGUCCAGACGUACAGCGCCAUCGAGGAGGCCAGACAGAAGGUGGCUGCCUUAGAGGAGCUGCUGCUUAGCAUUAAUAUCGACUGCUAAGCUGAGCAUGAUUGUUAAGGAGACUCGCUAGGAGAGGGAACAUCUGACAUAAAAAAGUAAGAUGUAAAUAAGAAAAACAUAUAUGUAUGUUGGUAGGUUUGAUAUGCUACAAAAUGUGUUUUCAGAGAUGCUGGUAUUGAAGUGUUUCAAGGUUUUCAUGUGAGACACACCAAAUCAAAACAUAAAUCUUGGCUAUCAAGUAUGAAAUUUGUUGCAAGGUUUGUGAAAUUCAAGGUUUUUUUUUGUGUGUGCAUGUGUGUGUAAUUCUAUAUGAUAUAUCAACAACACAUGUAUGAAUUAUUUUAUGUUUAGGAACAUGUUGUUGAAGGUUAGAUGUGCUUUUAACCUACUUUAAAAUACAAAUCCCUCCCAAUAAGACUAGCACAGAUUUUAUACAAUUUAUGAAAUCACAAGAAAUGUUAUUUUUUAUGUUAAAUAAGGCCAAUUAAGUCAAUUUAAGAAAAAAGAAUGCUCACUCAGAACAUAUAUUUUUAAAGUUGUCCUUUUUUAAAAAACUGAACAUUUGCACGCAAAUACUUUGUUAUACAGUAACCCCUUGGUGUUUAUAAAAGUACUUCAUUAUAUUUAAAUGGUAUAUAAAUGUACCAUAUUUUAUAUGCACUGGCAGUUUAGCAGUGCAGCUUUUUCUUUUGGAUUGUUUUGUUGUACACUUUACUAGAAAGCCUCCCAAUAAGACAUAUAACAAUUCCUCUAGUGUGAACGUGAACAGAUGUUCUUACCCACCUCUAAAAUGUUACUGCACUUAUGCAGUCUAGAAUAUAAAGCUGCAAAGAAUCAUUCUUCCAAAGGUAAACAUGAUGAACUGGUGGCUUUUUUUUCCUUA
Messenger RNA from Thalassophryne amazonica, 2464 nucleotides. It is a transcript of the gene abtb1, whose product is annotated as ankyrin repeat and BTB (POZ) domain containing 1. Gene Ontology annotation, cellular component: ubiquitin ligase complex; cytoplasm. The record is from RefSeq and is a predicted model, not a curated record. The transcript has 12 exons. Lineage: Eukaryota; Metazoa; Chordata; Actinopteri; Batrachoidiformes; Batrachoididae. Gene Ontology annotation, molecular function: protein binding. Bases 190 to 1620 code for a protein of 476 amino acids.